GUGGAUUCAGCAGAACUAGGGAAUCAUGAGAGGUCUUUACCUUUGUUUCACUCUCAAUCUUCUGCUCAUCUUGUUUCUAGGACAAAGUAAUGCUACUCAAAAAAGAGUUUAUAUUGUGUACAUGGGAGCCUUGGUUUCGCCAAAUGGUACCCCAAGAACUGAUCAUACUCAGCUUCUGAGCUCCUUGAUGAAAAGGAACAAGAAUUCUGUGGUACAGAACUACAACAAAGGUUUUUCGGGCUUCGCUGCUCGUUUAUCAGAGGAAGAAGCAAAAUCAAUAGCUCAAAGACCUGGAGUAGUGUCUGUCUUUCCUGAUCCAGUUUUACAGCUUCACACUACUCGUUCUUGGGAUUUCUUGAAGUAUCAAACCGCUGUGAAAAUUGAUUCUACUCCAACCUCUCCAUUCGACUCUUCUUCGGCAGGAGCAGACACUAUUAUUGGCAUCUUAGAUACAGGAAUUUGGCCUGAAGCUGAGAGCUUCAUUGAUGAUGAUAUGAAUCCAAUCCCAUCACAUUGGAAGGGAAAAUGCAUGGAGGGCCAAAAUUUCACUUCCUCCAACUGCAACAGGAAAGUGAUUGGAGCAAGGUAUUACGAUGAUCCUGAUUCCGGGACAGAAUUGGGCACGCCCAGAGACGAAAGUGGCCACGGCACGCAUGUUGCAUCCACAGCAGCUGGGAGGCCGGUUUCCGGGGCAUCAUACUAUGGCCUAGCUAAAGGGACAGCAGAAGGGGGCUCACCCGGUUCAAGAAUCGCCAUGUAUCGUGUUUGUACCCCUGGUGGGGGAUGCCUCGGAUCAGCUAUUCUCAAAGCAUUUGACGAUGCAAUUGCUGAUGGCGUCGAUGUGUUAUCACUAUCAUUAGGUUCAUCGCCAGGAGAGCCGGAUUUUUCCACCGAUCCCAUUGCUAUUGGCGCGUUUCAUGCUGUGGAAAAGGGCAUCAUUGUGGCAUGCUCUGCCGGAAACAGUGGCCCUUCUCCUUUAACAGUUGUGAAUGUUGCCCCUUGGAUCCUAACCGUAGCUGCCACAACUAUUGAUCGCGAUUUUCAGGCUGACAUCGUGUUAGGCGGAAACAAGGUGAUUAAGGGUGGAGGCAUAAACUUUUCUGGUCUCAACAAAUCUGCAGUUUAUCCAUUAAUAGACGGAACCUCAGCAAAGUCCUCCUCCAAUCAGCAUGAUGACACUGAUGCAAGAAAUUGCAUCCCAGGUUCAUUAGAUGACAGCAAAGUAAAGGGAAAGAUUGUACUAUGUGAAAACAAGGAUGAAGACUAUGGAUCGAAAUAUAAGUAUGAUACGUUGAAGAGCCAAGGCGCGGUUGGGAUGAUACUGGUCGACAAUGAUGAGAGGCAAGUACCAUCAAAAUACGGAACAUUUCCGAUUGCUGCUGUCACUGAAGCGGAUGGAGCUCAAAUACUAUCUUAUAUCAAGUCAAACAGCAAUCCAAUGGCCACAAUUCUACCAACAGUUAUGAUACCAAAUUACAAGCCAGCUCCCGUUGUUGGCUACUUCUCUUCAAGAGGCCCUACAUUUGGCAUUAAAAACCUUCUCAAGCCUGAUAUUGCAGCACCAGGAGUAGCUAUUCUUGCAGCAUGGCCCUCAAACGAUAAACGAGAGGCUCUGCCUGAGAAGGAACCACCGGUUUUCGACAUACUCUCAGGUACAUCCAUGGCCUGCCCACAUGUUUCCGGGCUAGCAGCAAUGGUAAAGUCUCAGCAUCCCACUUGGAGUCCCUCUGCCACAAGAUCAGCCAUAAUGACAACAGCAAUCCAGAUGAACAAUUUACAUGCCCCAAUCACAACAAACACUGGAUCACGAGCCACCGCUUAUGAUAUUGGAGCAGGGGAAAUAAGCCUGUCAGGCCCAUUGCAGCCCGGACUGGUCUAUGAGACAGAAACCAUCGACUAUAUUCAGUUCCUCUGCAACAUCGGCUACGACACAAGCAAAAUUAAGAGCAUAGCACCCGAUGUUCCUAACAACUUUUCUUGCUCAAGCAACUCGAAUUCUGAUGCAAUCUCCAACAUGAACUAUCCUUCAAUAGCCAUUUCCAACUUGAAAGAUAACGAAAGCAAGACAGUGAACAGAACGGUGACUAACGUUGGUGAAGAAGAUUUAACCUACACUGCCGUAGUCGAGGCUCCUGCUAGCAUGCAUGUUGAAGUGGUUCCGAAUAAACUACAAUUCACAAAGAAUGUCAAGAAGCUAAGCUUUCAAGUGACAUUUACACUUAGUACUAGUUCUGUGGAAGACUUGUUUGGCUCAAUUACGUGGUCUAAUGAGAAGUAUAAGGUCCGGAGUCCAUUUGUUGUAAGUGCUUAACAAAGUAAGCGGAUAAUAGAAAUAUCAAAACGCAGUUGCUUGACAUGUU
Sesamum indicum (sesame) is the source of this 2360-nucleotide messenger RNA. Its product is annotated as CO(2)-response secreted protease. NCBI's taxonomy places the organism in Eukaryota, Viridiplantae, Streptophyta, Magnoliopsida, Lamiales, Pedaliaceae. The record is from RefSeq and is a predicted model, not a curated record. Gene Ontology annotation, molecular function: serine-type endopeptidase activity. Gene Ontology annotation, biological process: proteolysis.